Messenger RNA from Chara braunii, 11574 nucleotides. The record is from the annotation of a GenBank genome assembly. NCBI's taxonomy places the organism in Eukaryota, Viridiplantae, Streptophyta, Charophyceae, Charales, Characeae.
GGAGCGUAGUAGUGAGGUCGCUUAGAGGCGAAUCAGUGGGAAUGGCGGAGGAUGGCGACGGUUGGAAGACGCGGUGGGCGAGGAGGGAGAGGGCCGAUUCACGCGAGACUAUCGACUUCGUCUGCCUGGAUUCGGAUGGGACGCGGGGGAGAUGGGACCACAGAACUGGUCCGCAGGAGGGCAUGGGGAACCAACUAUCUGAUCGCGGCGCGGAGUGCCGGGUCGCCCCGUCCUCGAACUUGGGCCGGUCGCUCGACCUGCCAAGGGAGUGUGUUGUCCGGUUGGCAGCGGCCCCGCCGCCCGGAGACUCUGAGGACGGUGACACAGGUACCAACAGUAGUAGUCGACGACGACUGGACGUUGCGCGGGGGAAGAGUGGAGGUACCGGCCUCGACAGUGAGGGUGAGGUCGUGGCGGCGAGCACGGACGAGGCUGCGCAGUCGGGGGAUAGUGUGGUGUAUUACGGCCUCCGCAGCUCGGCGGGCAGUCCUAAUAGACAAACGGUGGGGUAUUUCUCUCCCGCACAUUCUUCGCCGGUAGCGGGCCAAGUCUUCAAAUGGGCGGGUACGGUCACACGGGGAACGCAGCAACCUCCGGGGCAAGAGGUCGUGGGCGGAAGCGCGCCCGUAGCGCGUUCUGAGCAGCAGAGCGAUCGCCGCGCACGGCCAAUGUCGUCUCCGUCGCUUCAUGAGGCGCAGGCGCACGGUCGACGCUCCACGGAUGAGGUGUACUACAGCAGUAGGCGAAGUCCGAGGUUGACUGGGAGGUCGAGUGAGGGAGGAGGCAGAUGCGGGGGUGUUGUUGAGCAGGCUGGAGUGGUGGUGUCAUGUGUGCGACAUGAUCUGGAGCAGUGGUCGCUUCGUUGGGGGGUGCUAGCGUCGGGCGCUGACGAAGGCACCGCACGUUCCCCUCAGCACGAGGAAUCAAGGCCCAGGAAUCUCGAACAAAACGUCCGGCGCGAGCAAGAGCUGACAGUCCCGCAGCGGCCGUUGGCAGCAGCAAGGUCUUCGAGUCCGGAGGAGGGGAUGCGCGAUCGCCGCGAGAACGCAAUGAAGGAGAAGAAAGUGAGUGGUAGGCGGAGGAGUCCAAGGAUAAGUCGGGGAAGGCCGAGGGCGGAAGCAGCGGAGCAAAGUGGAGCAAGUCUGAGUGCAGGAGCAACAGAGCUCAGUGGCGGAAGGCCGAGUGCGGGAGCAGCGGCGGAAUAUGCGGGAGAAUCGGGGGAGCUACUAAGGUCGAGUGCGGAAGCAGCGGAGCUGGUAAGUGAUGGAAGGCCGAGCGCCGAAGCAACGGAGCUGAGCGGUGGAAGGCCCCAUGCGGGAGCAGCGGAGCAAGAUCUCGUCGUGGAGGUUGUGUCAGUGGUUUCGUCUGACGAUCUCGCCUCUCCUGCAGAGCGUUCGAAGGGGAACAGCGAGAGUGACAACAACCAGGCAGCCGUGUGCAGUCCGACUCUGGCUGUUUAUUUGGAGGAGAACAAUGCUGCAGCUCUUCGUGACCGUCGAUCUGCUCGAUCUGCGGAGGAGGGUAGCAGCGAGAGAUCUGGAGGAGGGUCCAAGCCGCGUCGGCACCAGAAGGUGUCGUCCCCUGAAUGGAGGAGGGAGCGAAGAGCUCGUAGGAGUCUUGUUGGAAGGAGGGAGUUUGCAUCCCCCUCACAUGCGUCGCCUGCUCAUCAUUGCCGCUCCGCGGACGUCGAUGGAGAAGCAGCAGGGCUAGCAUCGGCAGGGGCACGACGUUUCCACCUGCACCGGCGGCGGGAGUUCAAGAAUGGUGUUCCUUCUUUUUGGUCGAUCCCCUCUCCUGCUUGUGGCGGGAGCUCGAGCUGUGUCUUCUUGGAAUCUUCGACGGGAGGUGACAGCGAGAACCAGGACGAGGAGGAGGAGACAAACGACUGCUGUCAAUCUAAGACGCUGCCCAUCAUCAGCGUCAGGGGCUCAGAUUCGUCGGACAACGGAUCCUCUUCUUCUGAACAAGGGAGGGUGAGAUCUCGUCAGCAUCAUCGUAGUAUUGGUGGGGAAAAUGUCGCCUUUCAAACGACGGCAGCUCAUCGGGGGAUCGACGGCUACGCUGAUCGGAUGGCCCCUGGGGGUCUUCCUCACCAGGCAGUGGAGCCGCCUCGCAAGCCCCAAGGGAUCACGAUCAUUAUCAGCAGCAGCAGCAGCAGCAGCAGCAGCAGCAGCGACGGCAGCAGCGAUGACGGAGAUGACGAUGACGUUCCGACUCGCUGUGCUGACAGGAGCACGGCCAUUCCUCGUUCUACUGUUCAUCGUCCUCCACCGCCGUCUCUCCCUUCUUUUGCUGGGCUCUCUUCAUCUCCCUGCCGUUGUGUGUCCCUUUUUGCCUUCCCUCUUUCCGUGUCUACCCCUCCUCCCUCUCGUCAUUCUCUCCCCGACUCUCCGGUUCGUGUUGAUGCGGCGACCAGCCCUGGUCCUUGCACGAGAGGAUCGGAUCAGGGUGCAGGGUUGGGAUCUGCGUUGGGAUUUGGCUCGGCUGUGAUCAUCGAUCUGACGAGGGAGCUCGACGAGAUGGAGUCAAGCGAAGUUCGACCAGAUGGGAACAAUGAUGGGCCCAAAAAGGUAUUUACAGAUACCGUAGCUGCCGCCAAGGCUCAGCAGGAGGCAGCAGAGGCAGAACGUCAGCGGCUGGCCAAUGAAGCGGCAGCCCACGCUCAGCAGACUGCUGAGGCUGACGCAGCGGCACGAGACCAACGGAAUGCCACCAGUACGGAGUCCCUGAUUCAUAGUGAAAACGACAUGAUGAAGGCACUCUACUUGCAACUAAUUGGAGGAGCGCAGGCUUGGAUGAACCAUCUGGCGGCUACCAACAAAUGCACCAUUGCCGACCUCCACACGCACAUCACGUGGAAAGAGUUCGAGAAGCUAUGGUUCACCCGGUUCAUGGUCCGCAACGUCGGGAAGGUGGCCAUGAACGAGGUGUACACCUGCUCUCAAGGAAAUAUGCCAACUCGAGACUGGACAACCAAGUGGCAGAAGAUAGUGACCACACCAGAAUUCGAUUUGAGUUUUCCAAAUCAACGAUCCGAGUUCUUCUCGCGAUCGUGCGCGGGACUGCGGUCGGCACUCGACAAUGAGUACGACUUUGACACGUUCCAGGCCAUUCUGGAUCGUGCGAACUUAGUCAUCCAAACGGAUGACAAGGCCGCAAACGAACGGCAGUCCCAGCUGCAUUAUGUGGCUAAGCAGGGCUAUCAACGUCCGACACAUAACAAUGCCGUGAUUUAUGAAGAAACAGACGAUCUCCAUGCUGCAGCAGCAUCCUCGAGUGAUGGAGGAAUUGUAGCAGCGCUCCCGCCGAAGCGUCCCAAGAGAGUUCGGAAGAACAAGGCGACACAAGAGACAGCAUCGACGGGAACUGGGCAGCAGCCAUGGACGUGUUACAAGGGCUGGAUUCGCCCUAGUUGCUCGCCAUACGGUGCACCUGUUCUCUUCGUCCGGAAGAAGAACAAAGAUUUACGGUUAUGCAUCGACUAUCGGAAACUUAACGCACAAACCGUAAAGAACGCCGGCCCUCUCCCUCGGAUUGAUGAUCUCCUUGAGCGGUUAGGCGGCGCGACGUACUUCUCGAAGUUGGACUUGAAGUCAGGGUACCACCAGAUUGAAAUCCAGCCUCAAGACCGGUACAAGACCGCGUUCAAGACGCGGUACGGGCAUUUUGAGUGGGUUGUCAUGCCCUUUGGCCUCACCAAUGCCCCGACAACUUUUCAAGCAGCGAUGACGAUUGAGUUUCGCGACUUGCUCGAUCGCAGCGUCCUCAUCUACCUUGAUGACAUCUUGGUAUAUAGUAGGACGUCGGACGAGUACAUCGUACACCUUCGCGUUGUUCUGGAUUGUUUGCGACUAACCAAGUACAAAGCGAAUCUCGACAAGUGCGAAUUCGCCAAGCAAGAGCUUGAAUACUUGGGUCAUUUUGUCACACUGAAAGGCAUUCGUCCCUUAGCGGACAAGAUCCAAGCCAUCGUGGAUUCGUCGGUACCCCGUUGCACGACGGAUGUACGCUCUUUCAUGGGUUUGGCUGGAUAUCAUCAGCGAUUCGUCGAGUCAUACUCGAAAGUGGCCGCUCCUUUGACGGGACUUCAGUCCACGAAGGUUUUCCUAGAUCAAGGCCAGAGGGACCAUGAUGGGCCAACAAGUGAGCAGUUGUCAAGUAGGCAAGGAUUCUAUGAGCAGGCAACAAGUGAGCAGUUGUCAACCAGGCAAGAACAUCUGCGAGUGUCUUUAUUGAGAAAGCAACUGACUCCUGAUACAAGGGGAUGGAAAGCCACCAGCAGCAGCUCGGAAGCAGGGUCAAGUGUUGUGGCCUGCAUUCUGGUGGGCGGUGAUCGUUUCCAGGCAUGCAACACGUCAAGCAACGCCCCUGAUCAAGAAUCAACCGCGAAGCAACCUGUCAUCCAGGAAGAUUCUUGUCAAAUGAGGACUGGAGAGAUCUCUACUGCUUGUGAUCUAUGCAGCCUGGGGGAAGGUGGAAGUGAGGCAAGGGUGGCUGAGAGUCCAACGAGCCAUGUGAAUGGCAGGAAGCAUCGAGUUGACGAAGUCAGCUCCCCAGCUCCGAAGAAACAUGCUAGGGAGGAUUCCAUGCACUCGCAGCUCAAGAGGUCGAGCUCACUGAAGCGGCAAGCCAACCCCUUCAUUCAGGCCUGCGACGACUCGGAAAUGAGUAUGAAGAAUUCGAACAACGUGUACAAGUAUGUGCGUGUUGGCCAGGAGCUUUCCGAGAAGCUCCAUGGUCACAAGAUUCUUCGGUGCAUGUUCUGCGCGAAUGAGUGGCAGGGGAACAGGCACGGGGUGGCACGACAUUUUCGCAGUGUGAAGGGUUGUGCACAGGUGACCGACGACGUGCUGGUGGACAUGCAUGACACGAGCAGGUACACAUUCGAGGGAAAGUGGUUGGAACGAAUCUGCAAGUACGAGGAGCUUCGUGGUGCUUGGGUGGACGAUAGGAGGCCUGGAGGAGGUCCUCAUGAGGCGAGGGUGACAUCCACCCCCCCAGCUGGGGCACGACAGCAGGGCGAUGAUGCUAUCGAUUUGGAUAGCGAGGGAGAGGAUGGCGGCGAGGAUGUGGGUACAUACUUGCCGCAGCCAGGCAAGCUGCCCGUUGGUGAGGUUGUUUCAAAUUUAGGGAAGAGGAAGGAUAUGGAUGGUGCCACGAUGCAGCAGGGGAAGAAGAUCAGGCAGCCAGCGAUAAAAGAGGUGUUCGGGGACAAACCCCCUUUAGUGUCCGUUAUUUGGCCUUCCGAGAACGAAGUCGCAUCAAAGGAUACGGUGGUUGAGACGGCAAUCAACGUUGUUGUCGGUCUUAAGGGUAUACAUGAGCCAUUUGACCGCACAGGGGCCACAAUCCUGUUCGACGACAAGAAGUCUCGCAAUGGGAGACCCAUCGUCAACUUCCUAGCAGCUGGUGCUCGAGGUGUGACGAUGUGGAGCACCCUCAAUAGGGAGGUGGCGCAUCAUGGAGACUCGGCCUGCGUAGCAGAGGUACACGAGGGAGAGGCGAGUGGUGAGAGAUUGGGUGACUCCACUGUGGCAGAGCCUGAUGCUGCUCAGGCGGUAGCUACACAGGUGGUGGCAUGUAGAGACACGAGUAUGUUAGGAAAACCACGAGAUGUAGUAGCGGAAAAUACGGAGGAUGACAAAGCAGACACGAGUCUUGCGGCAGUGGGGGGAGAGGCAUUCCUGAUUCAUGCAGAGGUGGGGGAGGGCGUAUGCCGGGAGCUUCACGAGGACGGAGGUGCGUGUACGACUAUACCUGCUUUACUUGCGGAGGAGGGAGUACGUGUUAUGGCGCCCAUCGCACCGUCUGGUAGAGGGAUGGAGUCGAACGCUUGUUCUCGAGAUUUUGAGGGGCCAGCACCGACUCAGCAGGACGGAUCAAUGGCCGCACAUCGUCCAUCCUAUCGGCCAACGUUGCAUUCCGACGUCGACAACCGCUUAUCCCCUCAGUGGCGUCGUCGUUGUCCACCUGGCCCUGAGAGGCGGGGCACUCCAUACGUAGAGCAGCCGCAAGGCAGUUUGAUGUUCGGCGCGAUCACUGCUGAUGAGUUGGGCGUGUGCCUUGCAAAGGAUCUCAUAGAGUUGGUGGCUACAGAAGAAUCCUUCUUAUCUGAUGGAUGCAAUCAGGAGGAUUCAGCACAGACUGAAGAGGGAUUGUUUUCGUUCCAUACUGUUGGUAAAAGUAGGCCUGGGACAGGAGGGUGCUAUCCUGAGCGCGAGAAUAUUGCCAGCCAUGACAUUGCUGGCAAUUCCUCUACAUUGAAGAUUAUAUCCAGGGCCUGGAGCGAGAAUACUGAUCGUAAGGGAGAGGUAUGUGAAGAACAACUUGUUGAGCGAGAGGCAGUUGAAGUGCAGACGCCACCUCAAAUGAGGGAGCCUUCUUCGCUUAGUGGCCACCAGAAGUGCAAUAGUAGGUCAUGGCCCAGUGGAAAGAAAGACCGAUGGCAAAACACACAGGAAUGUGAUGAACACAACUCAUACCAUGAUAUGGAUGGUGGCAAUGGUAGUCAGGACGACGAUAGUGAAGAAUCAUACCACAGCCUCGGUGUGAGUGUUGAAGACGAUUUUGAGGAGAGCUCAGAGAAAGUACCUCUUCAUAACAGCUUUCACAGAGGAGAGUGUCCAGAUGGACAGAAACAGGCAGACAUGAGGAAUGAUCCGCCCGGUGAUGAAGAUGUGGCUAUGGAAGAGGGCAAGGGGACAGGAUGGGGAUAUGACGGGGAAGCAGAGUAUUAUGAUGAGCCCUAUGCUGCAGGACAUGUUACAGUUGAAUCUGGAGAUGGCUACAGACAGCAGGGAUGGGCAGACAAGGAUGAAGAAGGGUGCUGGAACGAGUCAUGGGGUGGCCAAUGGGGUCAUGGAGAGUGGGAGCAGCAACAAAACAGUGAAACAGAAAAGGGGGGUGGAGACUGGGAAGGUGGGCACUAUGAAGAAGGUGGAGAUUGCCUCGGAGAAGGCUGCAGACGGUCAAAUGCCGAGGAAGGUGGUGGAGAAGACUUGGAAUGUGGGGGGAAUAGAGGUGGAAAUCCCCUCAGGGAUGGAUAUACAUGGUCACAAUCUGAGGAAGGUUGGGAAGAAGACUGGGAAGGUGGGCGGUAUGGAGGUGCUGGAGAUUCCCUCAGGGAUGGACAUAUGGUGUCACAAUCUGAGGAAGGUUGGGGAGAAGACUGGGAAGGUGGGCGGUAUGGAGGUGGUGGAAAUUCCUUCAGAGAUGGGCAUCGAUGGUCACAAUCUGAGGAAGGUGCGGGAGAGGACUUGGAAGGUGGGCGGUGUGGGAAAGAUGCAAACCCCCUCCGAGAUGGCUAUAGACAGUCCCAAUCGGAGGACACUGGCAAUAAUGAUGCAAAGAAGUGUGGCGACAUAGAUGCUGCCACAAAAACAAAUGGAUGUGGUGGUGAGUUGUCUGGCGCGACUGUGUCUCACCAGGUUAAGACUGAGAGCGAGGCCCAUGAGUGUUGGAAAUUCCCAGAGCAUCGUCACAUGGAUGCCAAUCCUGCCGCGGUCAUCAAUUCCGAUGUGUUUCCACUUCACCAUGCACGAAAGGACAAUGCACUUGAAAGGAAACCUCCCCCAGUCCAUCAGUGGGACGGGAUUGUAUGUAUAUUGCUUGAUUGUUCUACCCCUGUUCCCACUCUCCCUACCCCCCUGUAUUCUGUGAACGCCGGCACCUCUCAAGUACCGCAUCAGUUCAGACUGAUGUCGAUGGAACAGGACACCGGGGCACUGCCACGGCGUAGUGCCAGGAUCGCAGUUCGUGCCCGCCCUGCGGUACCUCCAAGACCCAAGAGAUUCAGCAGACGGACGACUCCAGCGACAUCAAGUACAGCAUUGACAGUACAAGACACCACCGGAGAUCUUCCCGCAUGCCCGGUCCGAGAGGCCAGCGAGCCUUUGGCUGACUAUCGUGGGCGGCUACAGGCAUUUACAGACGCCGUAGCCGCCGCCGAGGCUCAGCAGGCUGCGGCAGCGGCAGAACGUCAGCGGCUGGCCAAUGAGGCGGCAGCCGAAGCUCAGCGGACAGCUGAGAAUGACGAAGCGGCACGAAACAGACGGAAUGCCGCCAGCACGGAGUCCCUGAUUGCCAGUGAGCAUCAGUGGACAACGGUACUCCAAGGCAUGAUCUUUGUGCCUACGGAAACGCAGGCGGAGCCGACACAGGCGGAGGCAGAGAGAAGUAACCUGGCUACCGUGAUGUUGAACGUAAUGAGGGGAGUAAUGUGGAACAACAAACUACUGCAGGCACACCUGCACGCGGAACGACAGCAAAGACAGCAGUACCAGCAAGACCUGGCCGCUGUAACGGCCGACGUCCGCGACGCAGCARUGCAGCAGCAGCAACAGCAACAGCUGAUGAACUCUACCAUCGCACGCAUCAACGGCAUUGAGGCCAAGGCCUCAGCAGCGCCAGGCUGCACGACGGACACGACGAAGCAAAUCAACGAACGCAUCGAUCACGUCGUCACCAUCAUCGGCGACAUAGGUGUUUCCAACGGACCGGAUACGAUCAGCAGCACGGUGGCCGCCCUCAAGACGGACAUCACCAAGCUACAGACGAGACCGGACGCCGCUACAAAGACAUUCAAGAUGCCGCACUUCGACAUCUGCAAGUUCGACGACUACAAYAAGUCGGACGCUUUGACAUGGUGGCAACGUUUCCUCAYGGAAGCGUCAUGCCGCACUGUCCCGGCGAACGACAUGUURAAGGCACUCUAUUUGCAACUGAUUGGAGGAGCGCAGGCAUGGAUGAACCACCUGGCGGCCACCCACAAGUGCAYCAUCGCCGAACUCCACACGCACAUCAMGUGGAAGGAGUUCGAGCAGCUAUGGUUCACCCGGUUCAUGGUCCGCAACGUCGUGAAGGCGGCCAUGAAURAGGUGURCACAUGCUCUCAGGGGAACAUGCCAACUCGAGACUGGACAACGAAGUGGCAAAAGAUAGUGACCACACCAGGCUUYGACUUGACGUUUUCAAAUCAACGAUCCGAGUUCUUCUCGCGAUCGUGCGCGGGAUUGCGGUCGGCACUCGGUAAUGAGUACGACUAUACCACAUUCCAGGCCAUUCUGGAUGGAGCGAACUUGGUCAUCCAAACGGACGACAAGGCCGCUAACGAGAGACAAUCCCAGCCGCAUUAUGUGGCUAAGCAGGCCUAUCAACGUCCGACACAUAACAAUGUCGUGAUUUCUGAGGAAACCGACGACCACCACGCUGCAACAGCAUCCUCGGGUGAUGGAGGAAUUGUCGCAGCGCUCCCGCCGAAGCGUCCCAAGAGAGUUCGUAAGAACAAGGCGACACAAGAGACGGCAGCGACAGGAGUUGGGCAGCAAUGGACGGCAUAUAAGAUCACCAAGGAGGUCUAUGACCUACGUCAGAAGUACGGAUACUGCCUUUGGUGCAACGGAGUCACCCAUGUGACCGCACAAUGCCCCGAAAAGGGCAAGGCACGCGUACCCCGUUACCACCAGAUUGAAAUUCAGCCUCAAGAGCGGUACAAGACCGCGUUCAAGACGCGGUACGGGCAUUUUGAGUGGGUUGUCAUGCCCUUUGGCCUCACCAAUGCCCCCGCGACUUUUCAAGCAGCGAUGACGACUGAGUUUCGCGACUUGCUCGACCGCAACGCCCUCAUCUACCUUGAUGACAUCUUGGUAUAUAGUAGGACGUUGGACGAGCACAUCGUACACCUUCGCGUUGUUCUGAAUCGUUUGCGACUAGCCAAGUACAAAGCGAAUCUCGACAAAUGCGAAUUGGCCAAGCAAGAGCUUGAGUACUUGGGUCAUUUUGUCACGCCGAAAGGCAUUCGUCCCUUAGCGGACAAGAUCCAAGCCAUCGUGGAUUGGCCGGAACCCCGUUGCACGACGAAUGUACGCUCUUUCAUGGGUUUGGCUGGAUAUUAUCAGCGAUUCGUCGAGUCAUACUCGAAAGUGGCCGCUCCUUUGACGAGACUUCAGUCCCCGAAGGUGCCCUUCGAGUUCGACGACGCAGCCCGUGGCGCGUUCACUACGUUGAAGGCAGCGAUGCAAGCCGCACCUGCCCUCCGYAUAUAKGACCCCACCCUACCCACCCAAGUGACUACGGACGCUUCGGGAKACGGUAUUGGUGCGGUGUUGGAACRGUGUCACGAGGACGGUUGGCAUCCGGUUGAGUAUUUCUCCCAAAAGGUGCCUCUCGUCAACACUCUCGACGACGCUAGGAAGAAAAAGCUACUCGCUUUCGUCACCGUUCUCAAACGGUGGCGCCACUUUCUUCUCGGCCGUCGGGGUUUUAAAUGGAAUACGGACAACAAUUCGUUGACCUUUUAUAAAACGCAAGACACGGUCACUAGCACGAUCGGUCGAUGGAUGUAUUACAUCGACCAGUUCGAUUUUGACCCGUGCCACAUUCCCGGUCCUGCCAAUCGAGCUGCGGACGCCCUCUCACGACGGCCCGACUUUUGUGCCAUUGUGACCACGGCAUUCGACCUCGAUGACGAUUUGCAGCAGCAUUUCGUCAAAGGCUACAAGUCCGAUCCGACUUGCUCUACGCUUUACGGAGAGCUUUCAUCGGAUCACCCGCCGGCUAGCCACUAUCGGAUUUCCGAUGGGUUCCUUCUCCUUCACUCGAGAGGAGAGGACUUGUUAGUAGUGCCUCAAGAUCGCAUCUUACGGACUCGUCUUCUGGGCGAAUUCCACGACGCACGACUUUCGGCACACCUUGGCGCGAACCACACACUAGCACCUCUCCGCCAGCGUUUUCACUGGCCCGACGUCCUUGUUGACGUCACGAGGUACAUUGAGUCAUGUGCAGUUUGCCUGCGUAACAAGGGUCGAUCUCGAGUCCCCUUCGGCGAACUGAAACUGUUCCCGAUUCCUCGGGCACCACGCCUCUCCAUUGCUAUGGACGUGACAGGCCCGUUUCCCCGCGAUUGCCACGGCCAUGACGGUAUUCUCACGGUCGUUGACCGUUUGAGCAAGUAUGCUCGCUUCCUUCCUUGCAAGUUUCAUGCUGCAGCACCUGAGCUCGAACGACUCUUGCACACCGGUUGGAUUACCAACCAGGGUGUUUUGGAAGAUAUAGUGAGCGACCGAGAUACUCGCUUCAUGUCGGCCUUUUGGACUUCUCUCAUGACUGAGUCCGGCACGACAAUGAAGCCGAGCUCGGCUCGGCACCCGCAGACGGAUGGUCAGACGGAGCGAGCGCACCAGACCGCUCAGAUGAUGUUGCGUACGCUCAUCGGUCCCGACCAGAAAGAUUGGGUUGACCGGCUUCCCGACAUCGAGUUCGCCUACAACACUUCGGUGCACCCGGCGAUCUGCGUCACACCAUUCGAGCUACAUCAUGGUGGAGAGAAAGCACGGAUCUUCGCUGAUCUCCUUUUGCCACAGGUUGCCGACAUAGACGUCCCUUGCUCUCCCGCUUCCGUCCGGAAGUACCGGGACUUGUUGAUCAAAGCCCGCGCAAAUAUGCAAAAGGCUCAGAUCCGCAUGCAGCAGCAGGCUAAUUGACGUCGACUUCCAUGUCCCUUCCGCGAGGGAGACCUUGUUUGGGUCCUCUCCGAGGAAGUUGCGCUCGAGCAGGAUGUUUCGCGCAAACUCCUUC